Molecule: messenger RNA, 1816 nt
Organism: Homarus americanus (American lobster)
Lineage: Eukaryota; Metazoa; Arthropoda; Malacostraca; Decapoda; Nephropidae
Exons: 5
Biological process (GO): positive regulation of fibroblast growth factor receptor signaling pathway; signal transduction; positive regulation of epidermal growth factor receptor signaling pathway
Source: RefSeq, a predicted model, not a curated record
CACACUAGUCUACGCUGUGAGCUCUGUGAGGGAGGAUCUCGUCUCCACGCUCUAGUGUGGCUUGUGAGUGGUGCCUACUUGGGUGGGACCUCCCCUCCCCUUGUUGGCUGGGGUCCUGCUGUAGUUCAGAAAAUAAAACGGAUAACUUUUGUAUCAGUGAGUGUUGCCAUGUGGAGUUAGUGCCGUGACACCCUUGGAUACAGCAAGAUACGUUUAGGUGCUGCUAUGAUAAGUGGUCGUAAAUAUGCUGAAACACGUGACGUAUCGCUCCACCUCGUCCUUGGGUCGAGUAUCUUCCGACCACCUCACCUGCCGAGGCUCAAGUGUCAGCCCGGAUACCAUGAGCCUGAAGGGUGAGCUUCCCUCCUCGCCCCAGUUGUCCCUCAAGGGGGGCAACAACAACCUCAUGUCCUCGGAUACCAUGUCCUUGAAGGAUGAGCCUCUGUCGGACACUCUGUCCCUCAAGAGUAACCUCAACCUCAAGAACUACCACUCCCCCGACACUAUCAGCCUCCACUCCACCUUGAGCUUCUCCUCGCUGGCGGCUGGGAGGCUGUCGUCGAGGUGUUCCUCCACCAACUCCCUCAACGAGCAACACACGACGGCGGUGAAGAUACACUUGAGGUCACUACGGCCAGACAUUGAGUACAAGACGAUGAGUUUGUCGUCGUCCACCACGUGUCGUCAGUUGAUCCUGAUGCUCUUGGCCAAGUUCCGCCUCCGACACCGUGACCCCAACCUGUUCUUCAUCACGAUGGAGGUGGUGGUGAGGGCCCCUGGAGGAGGAGCCCCCGCCCGUCGCUUGCUGGAGUUGGAGGACCACGCCUGCCCCGCCGAGCUACAGCAGUGCCGCCCACGAGGGGAGGCGCGCUUCAGUGUGGGCUUGCGUCGUGGUGGUCUGCUGCGUGUGUACGACUCCAUCCUCAUGCCCGGGUCGCAGUACAAGUCGCUGCUGGUGUCGUACCGCACGACGGCUGAGGAACUGGUACAGCUGCUGCUCAACUGUUACAGCAACAAGGAGAACCCCAAACACUACACGGUACACGAGGUGAACAAGAGCCCGUACAGCGACCGUCCACUGCGGCCAGACGAGUGUCCGCUGUUAGUGGAGAGCGAGUGGCCGAGAGCUGCCAGAGCCAACCUGGCCCUCGUCCUCCGCCGUAACGUCUCCUACGCCCUCAGUCUCAAGUCCAGAAUGUCAUGGCGGCGGAGUCUGGAUCAGUCGAGUACAGACACCGAGUCAGAACACGAGGAACACAACACCACCAUCGGCAGCCUUAUCUCAGCCUCCAGUGUGUCCUCAGCCCUCAGCAUCUCCUCACACGGCAGUUUAUCCUCCACCAACAGUGUCUCCUCCACCGGGAGUUGUUCCUCCAACGCCAGUGUCUCCUCUGAUGUCUCGUCUUCUUCAGGAGUCUCGUCGUCAGCCUCUCCCGUAGCGUCGCCAGUGCCCUCUCCUACCAAGACAGCUCCUCGACCCAGUAUUACUCAACCUUCAGAGACCAAAGUCACAUCAAAACCUCCCAUAUGUUCAGUCAUCACCUCUAAACCUCCUCCAGCCUCCUCGCCCUCGAAAACCUCCUCCUCGACUUCAUCCACAAGAACCACCAACACGGCGCCAGUACCAGUGCCAAGAACAAUACUCAACACCGCGUCCACCAUGAAGAGUAAAUCCUUGCCGGUGUUGACGAGUCCAGAGAACCACACCAACUGUCCACCGUGUUGCUCUACAAACAAUACCAAAACAACCCCUUCCUCCACGACAACCCCCUCCUCCACGACAACUCCUUCAUCCACGACAACCCCUCCUCCACGA